AUGUCACGCUCCAACAGCACCAGCGUGCCCAUGAACCCCUCUUCCUCCUACAACUCCUCGUCCGAGAAGCGAAAGCGUGUGGCAAGAGCUUGUGACAAUUGCCGGCAAAAAAAGGUCAAAUGUGACGGCAAACAGCCGUGCAUCCACUGCACGGUGUACUCGUACAAGUGUACGUACGACCAGCCCAACAUCCGCAACAAAAAGGUCUCUGGUUUUCCUGUACCUGCCCAGUCGUCCCCCAUGGUCCAGGUGGCAGCGGCAGCAGCAGGAUCGUCGGGUUUCGUGGGCAACCGCAUGGCCAAAAACCUCAUCCAGUGCCAGAACUUGUUGAACAUCUUGCUCCCCAAACUCAACUUGAACUGUUUGGACGAGAACAACCCGCUCAAUUUGGACUUCGACAAGCUCCAGAAGGCAGUGGCCUACGUGGAGUCUAAGAACCAAGGCGCUGUUAACCUCGCAGAGGUCUGUGACCUCUACGACAGUGACAGCCCCGUAAGCCCCCCCCUCUACAAGUCGCCCCACGCUCCGUUGACCUACUUUGAAGACUCGCCCAACCGCGAGUUUAAGUUGAUCAUCCCCUCCAAGGAAAUCGCUUUGAAGCUCAUCUACGUCACCUGGUACAAGGCAUGCGUGUUGUUCCGGUUCUACCAUAGACCAUCGCUUCUCGAGGAGGUCGACUUGCUCUACUCGUUGGAGCCGUCGGCCUACGGCGAUAGGCAACAGAAGUUCUUGCCGUUCUUGUACUCGUUGCUUGCAUGCGGCUCGUUGUUCUCCAAGUCCAGCGACUCCGACUCCGACAUCAACGAUAACUUGGAGGACGACGGGUUCAAGUACUUCUUGGAGGCCCGGAAAUUGAUCGACAUAAGCAACGUCAGCGAUAUCCACUCCAUCCAGACCAUUGUCAUGAUGAUCAUGUAUCUCCAGUGCUCUGCAAGAUUGUCCACCUGUUACUCGUACAUCGGUAUUGCGUUGAGAUCGGCGUUGAAGGAGGGCCUCCACAGAAACUUGACGAUUUUCCAGAACUCAAAGAGGAAAUUGGACCCUAUAGAAGUUGACACGAGGAAACGGCUCUUCUACACAAUCUACAAGAUGGACAUCUACAUCAACUCGUUGUUGGGACUCCCCAGAUCCAUCCAAGAUGACGAGUUCGACCAGGAAUUGCCCGAGGAACUUGACGACGAGAAUAUCACCCGUGAUUCGUACUUGUAUGACAAACAGCAGGGGGCCUUGUCCUCCUCGGGGUGCGCCAACCACCAUACAAAAUUGAUGUUCAUCUUAUCACACAUCGUCAAGAAAUUGUAUCCAAUCAAGGUGGGUAAGAGUGCUACGAAUGUCACUCCAGAUCACAUUCAUAGUAAGGUCACUGAACUCGAAAUAGAGUUGAAGCAAUGGUUACAGAACCUCCCUAAAGAAUUGAAACCAACAGACCCCAACGACCCCAAUAGCUCCAAGGACAUUCCCGAGAAGUUCGUUAUGGCGAACUACUAUCUCCAUUUGUCAUUUUUGAACUGUCAGAUCAUGUUGUAUCGUCCAUUUAUACAUUUCAUCAGCAAUGGAUCAACGAGCUAUCAGAACUCCGAUCCUAGGUCCUUAAUCAGAGGUCGGAACUGCAUCAAGGUUGCAAGAAUGGUUGUGAAAUUGUCCAACAAGAUGAUUGAUCAAAACUUGUUGGUGGGAACCUACUGGUUCUCAAUGUACACAAUUUUCUUCUCUAUUGCAUGUUUGGUAUACUAUUACCAUUUCGCCAACUAUGGAGAUUUCGGAAAUGGCGCCAAAGCUGGCUUGAAUACAAAUGAGUCGGGGAUGAAUUACGCGGGGGUCUUGUUUGAUGAUGACCUUAAUAUUGAUAUGAUCAAGAAAGACAUCGAAAUAGGAAAGAAAGUCUUGGAUUGCUUGAAAAACAACUCCAAUGCUUCCUUGAGAAUCUACAACAUUUUGAAUGCUCUCUUUGAGCAGUUGAACAGAAGAACCGCCAAUUCCUCAAGAUUGCGGAAUAUGAAUCAGCAGAAUGCUGACACAGACAUUAAACCUAACUACCAAAGUGAGAAUGUACAGGCAACAUUUCAGAACUUUAAUACUAUUAAUGAAUAUCAAUCCGACUUGAAAUAUCCCAACGAAGAGACUAAGCCCGUGGAGAUCUACCAGUUUGAGUCACCCAUAGAAGGUAGAAUAUCGGACAAUGGGAUCGAUAUCGGAGGUGAGCAUUCGUCGAAUCCCCGUGCAGGCAAGAGGUCAGUGACAGAAGUGUCAUUGGAGCCUUUCGAUAUCAAAGCGACGCCUGUUGCUGAGCAAUUGUCAGUCAAAUCAAGUGUUUCGCAGGAGUCCGAACAAGUGGACUACCUUCCCGGGGUGUUUGACAAGUUGGAUGCCCAGAUUUUUGGAAGGAUUCUUCCUCCCUAUAUGUUGGAGAAGAAUGCCAAGAGCUCUACGGUGUCACUUCUGGGGUUCUUCAAUGAAGAUCAGGAGUUGAAACAGAUGGAUCAAACGGUGACCCACCCCAACAUCCAGGUGGACCCAAUGAACUUGAAUAACUUGUCGAACUUGGACAUUUCGAUCUUGGAAGACAACACUGAUAUGAACUAUUUGGAUCCCUUCAAUCCAAUCAACGGCAGUUAG
Molecule: messenger RNA, 2616 nt
Organism: Suhomyces tanzawaensis NRRL Y-17324
Lineage: Eukaryota; Fungi; Ascomycota; Pichiomycetes; Serinales; Debaryomycetaceae
Gene: ASG1
Product: Asg1p
Exons: 2
Coding region: 1-2616 (871 amino acids)
Biological process (GO): positive regulation of transcription by RNA polymerase II; DNA-templated transcription
Cellular component (GO): nucleus
Molecular function (GO): zinc ion binding; sequence-specific DNA binding; DNA-binding transcription factor activity, RNA polymerase II-specific
Source: RefSeq, a predicted model, not a curated record